AUGACAUAUGCCUCGUCUUACCCGUGUAACGAAAGGAUCCGACGAGAAGAAAAAAAAGAAGAAAAUAAGGACACACACAGGCCCGAAUUUUGGGCCUCGCUUGUCCGACGAGCCUUCACUUUACACCGCAUAUCGCGUACGCCCGCCUGUCCCAUCCAUCAUCCCCCCCUUGCCGUCGCACCUCUCUCGCCCGUCAACGACAACCGCAACCCGCCGGAUCUUGUGGUACGUCGGGGACCUCCUGUCGGUCUGCACUGCAGCCCCCCUCCAAAGGUCCGCAGUAGACGGACAAACAAGGCAGCACCACCACCUGAGAGUUGCGCUUCUUCUCGCCUAGAUGAACGUCUUGUCUUGUCCUGUCUUGCACGUCUUCCUCGGCACCAUGUCCAUGGCCGAGACAUCGUGGGGCUUUGGGGGACCACAAUGUGGCGCCGGCCGUACGAUGUGAGGCAAAACUUUACGUCGUGGUUCAUCAAUAGCUAAG
Molecule: messenger RNA, 484 nt
Organism: Colletotrichum destructivum
Lineage: Eukaryota; Fungi; Ascomycota; Sordariomycetes; Glomerellales; Glomerellaceae
Exons: 1
Coding region: 1-483 (160 amino acids)
Source: RefSeq, a predicted model, not a curated record